CAUUCGAGAGUUGACCGCGCUUAACAGCGUUUCGGGCCAAGUAGCGCAACAAUCAAAAGUAAAUCCCGGAGCAGCCCAAAAAUGAGGGAAGCCAAUUUGGAGGAUCAGUAUGCCAGUUUUCCGGAGAUCAAGCGGGCAGAGGUGCUGAAGUUUGUGGACUGGAUCCAUGCCCAGCCGCACAUCUCGGAUAGGUUUUCGGAGGGCGAGGCCCUGCACUUCUUCCAUGCCUGCCGCUACAGCAUGGAGGUGGCCAAGCAGGUCCUGGACACCAAUCUCACGGCUCGUACCCACCUGGAGGAGUUCUUUGUGAAUCUCGACAGCGAACGUCCCGAGGUCAGGCGCGCCAUGCGAACUGUUUCCAUUGUUCCUCUGCCAGGGGCCACUCCCGAAGGAUAUCGGGUGAUCCUCGCCAAGCUCGACGACUUGAAUGCCUGCAACUAUAACUUUGCAGACGUUAUGAAACUAUACUGUAUGGUAUUUGACUUUUGGAUGUACGAAGAUGGCAUUCAGCCAGGACACGUCAUCGUAAUCGAUCUGAAAAACACUUCCUUGGGGCACGUUGCUCGCAUUGGCCUUCUGCAAAUGAAAAAGUUCCUCUAUUACCUGCAGGAAGCGGCUGCCAUCAGGCUGAUCGGAUUCCACUUUAUUAACAUAGUGCCUUUCAUGGAUAAAAUUCUGGCGCUGAUGACCCCCUUCAUGAAAAAGGAACUUACCACUGUACUGCACGUGCAUAGCGACUUCAAGGAGUUCUACAAGUUUGUGCCCCAGGAAAUGCUUCCCAAGGAAUACGGAGGUCAGGUGGAGGAAACCACUUUGGCCAAAGAGAUUUACUAUAAAAAGCUGCUGGACAAUCGUAAGGAAAUGCUCGAGUUCGAGACUCGCCAUCAGAUCAACGAAAAACUGAGACCCGGCAAGGCCAAAAAUGCCUCGGACCUCUUUGGAAUAGAGGGCAACUUUAAGAAAUUGGACAUCGAUUGAGCCAAUUGUUAGCUUAGAAAAAUUGUUUUUGGUUUAAAGGUGUUUGAUAAACUAAAAAAUCUCUCUUACUUGGUAA
This is a messenger RNA of Drosophila eugracilis, 1054 nucleotides long. Its product is annotated as alpha-tocopherol transfer protein-like. NCBI's taxonomy places the organism in Eukaryota, Metazoa, Arthropoda, Insecta, Diptera, Drosophilidae. Gene Ontology annotation, cellular component: membrane. Gene Ontology annotation, molecular function: phosphatidylinositol bisphosphate binding. The transcript has 5 exons. The record is from RefSeq and is a predicted model, not a curated record. The coding region runs from base 82 to 978 and encodes 298 amino acids.